GAGACUCGACUCCACUAGUGACUUGUGAGGUUUGCUAUCCUUCUCUCUUUUCUACCGCCGCCGCAAAUUAGUUCUGCCUCAUCAACGGCGACCUCACCGCCGUCGCCGGCGACGUGUGACUCCAGACCACCCCUCUUCUCGCUGAAGUAUUUUCUCGUAGAGAGGCCGAGGCCUCGCGCUCUGCCGCCCUCUGCGGCAUCUGGACUGGCGUGGAGUGGAGAUCCAUCCACCCGCACCUGGCACGAUCCCUUCCUUCUCGUGUCGGUAACUGCCCUACGAUUGCUUGAACGGAUUGUUUACCAUACUACAAUACAAUCCAAUCCAAUCCAAUCGAAUCCAUGGUUGGGUUCGAUUCGGUUCUUGUUCGUCUUCGUCUUCGUCUUCGUCUUCGUCUUCUUCAGCGCGCAAGAGCGAUCUAGCCGUGCUGCGGGCUCAGUUUAUUUCCCAAAGAUUUUGGGGUUCAAGUGAACCCCCAUGCCUCCCAUCAAGCCCGCCCCUGAUGGCGCCGGCGGGGAUUACAUCAAAUGGAUGUGCGGCGCCGGCGGCCGCGCGGGCGGCGCCAUGGCGAACCUCCAGCGCGGCGUUGGCUCCCUCGUCCGUGACAUUGGGGACCCCUGCCUCAACCCCUCUCCAGUUAAGGGAAGCAAAAUGCUCAAACCAGAGAAAUGGCACACAUGUUUUGACAGUGAUGGAAAGGUCAUAAGUUUCCGUAAAGCCCUUAAAUUCAUUGUCGUAGGGGGCGUGGAUCCCUCUAUUCGAGCAGAAGUUUGGGAAUUUCUUCUUGGCUGCUAUGCCUUGAGUAGCACCUCGGAAUAUAGGGGGAAACUAAGAGCUGCUCGAAGGGAGAAAUAUCAUCAUUUAAUUAGGCAGUGCCAAAGCAUGCAUGCAAGCAUUGGUACAGGUGAGCUGGCCUACGCUGUUGGAUCGAAGCUGAUGGAUGUCAGGACUUUUCCUAAAGAAAUUGACAGUGGAGAAGAAGGCGACACAAGUCAGCAAGCAUCACAACAUGCACCUUGCGGUUUAGCAGCAAAUUCCAAUUUGAAUUAUGGGUCUGGUGGCACACCACAGUCUCAAAAAUGGAAAAGCUGUACUAAUUCAGCUCAACCAGCCGGUUUCAACAUACAUAACAGUAGCCCUGUUUAUGAGUCCAGUUUUAUGGUGCCUUCCACAGCAGUGAAUAAUUGCUCAAGACAUUCCGGAGAUUACGAUGACAUCGGUGAACCAAGGUAUGACAGUGAGACCUUCACUGAUUUUCCUUCCCUGCCUGGUACAAACUUGUUCUCGAAUGGUGGUGGGGAUAGCAAUGGAGUUGAAGAAAGUCAUUGUAGUUUCUCAGUUCCUGAAGAUAGGUUAAGGCCCCGUGAUGAACGCGUGCACAGCUUCCAAAUCAAUAAUAACAUAGAUCUCAUUAUAGAGUCAAAUUCAUUCUCCAAUGAUCUGUUUCGAGCGAGCAACAGUGACUCAGCCGUCUUUCACUCAGAUGCAUACAAGCAGGAUAGAUGGUUAGAUGAUACUAGCUAUAGUAGGGAAGUUAUAGAUUCGUUGAGGAUAUCUGAUGCACCAGAAGCAGAUUUAGUUGAUGGAACCAAAUCCAACAGUCUGAUUGCCAACAAAGAUAGAGUCUCCGAAUGGCUUUGGACACUGCAUCGGAUUGUGGUUGAUGUGGUGAGAACAGAUAGUCACCUUGAUUUCUAUGGAGAAUCAAAGAAUAUGGCCAGAAUGUCAGAUAUACUUGCAGUUUAUGCAUGGGUUGAUCCCUCCACUGGAUACUGUCAAGGUAUGAGUGAUCUGCUGUCACCUUUUGUUGUUAUUUAUGAGGAUGAUGCGGAUGCUUUUUGGUGCUUUGAGAUGCUACUGAGAAGGAUGCGUGAAAAUUUCCAGCUGGAGGGACCAACAGGAGUUAUGAAGCAGCUUCAAGCAUUGUGGAAGAUCAUGGAAUUGACAGAUGUAGAAUUGUUUGAACAUUUGUCAGCAAUUGGUGCUGAAAGCCUUCAUUUUGCAUUUCGGAUGCUGCUAGUGCUUUUUCGUCGAGAGCUAUCCUUUGAGGAAUCGUUGAUCAUGUGGGAGAUGAUGUGGGCUGCUGAUUUUGAUGAAGAUGCAAUCAGGCGUUUAAAAGUGAACUGUCUAGAACCGUUGCUAGUAGAUCUGAAGAAUGAUUUAUCAUGUGAGGUCAAAGAAGUACAUCAGGUGAACAGUUGCACUAGAAGAAAAUCCAAAUUCAGGAAAUUCCAUCGUAGAAAUGGUGAAAUCUGUGGAGCUUGCCAUCCUGGAGCAAAAUCCAGUACAAGAAAUCAUCUUUGUGGCUUGUCAGGUGCUACUAUAUGGGCAAGGCAUCAGCAGAUGCCGCAUCUGAGUGCAAAUGUAUUAGCAAGGAGUGGAGAUGACGAACUGCCUAUAUUCUGUGUAGCAGCAAUCUUGAUAAUCAAUCGCCACAAGAUAAUUAGAGGGACUUGCUCAAUAGAUGACGCUAUCAAGAUGUUCAACGAUAAUAUGCUGAAAAUCAAUGUAAAAAGAUGUGUCCGUUUGGCCAUCAAGCUGAGGAGGAAGUACUUAUACAAGUCACUGAAAGGAGGCUCGAGUGAUGAAAAAGAAAGUUUGGAGCAGCACUGACCAGAAGUCUGGUACAUCUCUGGGUUCUACUGUCACAAGGAAAUCUGUACAUACUGCUAUACUUGAACAAAAUAGAUGAAGGUGUGGAAGGAAAGAAAAGGAUCCCUCCUCCCACCAUGUUGCUGUAUUGUUGGUGUUGUGAUUAUUUUUGUUGUCCCCAUUUGGCGGGGAUCCAUGUCCAUGAUGAUUAUAUUUGUCUAUGCUGAGGCAUUAGGGCAGGCAAACCACACGGGAGAACAGAAAGAUCGAUGUGUAGAAAGAAUGAACCGAGCAAUCCAUUAUUUGGAGCAAUACUAGCGGUACAUUUUUUUGGCAUGAAAGUUCAUGUUGCCCAGAACGGGGCCUGGCUCGGCCCUAGCCCAAAUGUUCAUGUGUCGUCAUGCUUUGCCUCUGGCGACGCUCUUUGUCACAAUGCUGAUGGUCGUGUUGAGAUGAUGAGGUUUUUGCAA
Molecule: messenger RNA, 3059 nt
Organism: Phragmites australis (common reed)
Lineage: Eukaryota; Viridiplantae; Streptophyta; Magnoliopsida; Poales; Poaceae
Exons: 11
Coding region: 475-2610 (711 amino acids)
Biological process (GO): activation of GTPase activity
Molecular function (GO): GTPase activator activity
Source: RefSeq, a predicted model, not a curated record